UCGGCGCUCUCCUCUUCUGCCUGACCUGCUCGGUGAAUCUGUGGGAGACUAGUCCGGACUUUUCUCCGGUUUGUUGCCGUUACCUUCCGCGGCUGCUUUUGAACGUGGAUAUAAAAAAAAACCGGGAUACAUUUCUUUUUACCAAUUUUGUCUGCAGCAGAAAUAAACACCGAGCUCCGGACUAAGGAUGUCCACCGCCUUGGAGAGCUACAUCAACCGCACCGUGGCCAUUGUCACGUCAGACGGCAGGAUGAUUGUAGGAACCCUGAAGGGCUUCGAUCAGACCAUCAACCUGAUCCUGGACGAGAGUCAUGAGCGAGUUUUCAGCUCCACUCAGGGGGUGGAGCAGGUGGUGCUGGGACUCUACAUCGUCAGAGGAGACAAUGUAGCCGUCAUCGGAGAGAUUGACGAGGAGACGGACUCCACGCUGGACCUGGGAAACAUCAGAGCCGAGCCGCUCAACUCCGUUGUCCACUGACCUUUAAUGCCCGACUCUGCUGUGUGUUCGUUUGCAAGCUGAAUAAUGACUUUAUCCUCUUAUGUACCUCUGUUUGUUUGUGGGAUUUUAUAAAUAAAGAAAAUUGAACUGUUAGGUAUC
Molecule: messenger RNA, 598 nt
Organism: Poecilia reticulata (guppy)
Lineage: Eukaryota; Metazoa; Chordata; Actinopteri; Cyprinodontiformes; Poeciliidae
Gene: lsm8
Product: LSM8 homolog, U6 small nuclear RNA associated
Biological process (GO): mRNA splicing, via spliceosome
Cellular component (GO): U4/U6 x U5 tri-snRNP complex; precatalytic spliceosome; U6 snRNP
Molecular function (GO): mRNA binding
Source: RefSeq, a predicted model, not a curated record